Schistosoma bovis is the source of this 3141-nucleotide messenger RNA. The record is from the annotation of a GenBank genome assembly. Lineage: Eukaryota; Metazoa; Platyhelminthes; Trematoda; Strigeidida; Schistosomatidae.
AUGUUGAAUCAUCAAGUAGAACUCAGAAAAUACCAAUUCACUUUCAGAGAAAUAUAUAAUGUCCUAAAUCAUAUAUCAUAUGAUUUUCCUGAACAUUUUAUUAGCAUGCAAUAUGGUUGCGGCAUUCGACUAUCCUCUAUUUAUCACUCAUUUAAAGUGCCUGAUGAUAGACCUUCAAUAUGGCGACCUUAUUUUUAUUCACUUGUAUACACUUUAUUAAGUGGUUUAGUUGUCUUUUACUUGAAAAAAUAUUUUCGAUGGUGUGAAUUUAAUACUGUUGUGCCGACAGUAGCUUAUUUCACACAUGAAAGUUGGAAAAAGCUGAGUACUGAUUUUAUCACUGAUUUAAUUAAGAAUAAUAUAAUUCAACAUAAAAUUAAUAAUAAUUCAAUGUCAUUAAUUUAUUCCAAUGAAACUAUUAAUAAAACUUAUAUAUUAACAUAUAGUAUUGGACGUUUAUCUAUGAAACCUUUUGGAAAAGGUUUUCGUUUAGUUAUUAAUGCUAAUUAUCAUUUAUUAUCAUUAAAGAAUUUAAUUAAUCAAACAGAAUUAAAUUCAAAUAUUCAAUAUUCAAUUCAACCUUGUUUAAGUCUUAAUCAACGUUUAAAAUUAAAUAAUGGUUUAUUUGAAUUUCUUAGAAAAUUAAAAAUUGAAUUACCAGGUAUUUAUGCACCAUCUUUAUUAUCGACAAAAUCUGCAUUUAAAACUUUAUUAUCAUUUCGUUCACUUGUUUAUUCAAUAGGAUUUCGUCGAUUUUGGAUUGCAAAAUUAGAUAUUUUGGAUUUUUUCAAUCAAAUUAUUCAUUCUAAAUUACUAGAAGUUUUCUCUGAUACUUUAAAUGAAGUCAGCAAUUAUAUGUAUCCAACACCAAAUAUACAUUUCCUUGUUCGUGAAUUGGAAUGGUUUUUAAAAGAAUCCAUCAUUUCUAUUGAUGGAAAAUUAUAUUCGUUCAUCAAAGGUAUUCCCCAAGGAUCGUGUAUUAGUUCAGAUUUGGCUAAUAUCUAUUUAGCUCAUUUGGAUCGUCAAUUACAUAGAACACAAACUAUUCUUUGGUCUCCUCACAAAUUCCUACAAAAUGAUGUGUUCAAAACAACAGAUAUUCAUUUAAAUAAAUGUUCAACUAUUCUACGUUAUUUAGACGAUUAUCUGUGUAUAUCAACAUCUAAAAUUGAAUUACAAAAUUUAAUAAAGAGAAUAAACACUUCACUUAACUCUUAUGGAUUAUUAUUGAAUGAACAAAAAUUGCAAACUAAUCUAUAUGACUCAAAUGUCCCUAUAAAGUGGCUUGGGAUUGAAGUAUAUUCUAGUUUAGCAAUAACUUUACCCAAAAAUAAUAGUCCACCAAGAUUUUGUCGAUUUUCUGGUCAAUCGUUAUCAGCCAAUGAUUGCAUGAGACGAUUAUGUAAAUUUCGUCUUCAUUGUCCAACUUGGCGUUUCACUUUCCACAAGAUAAUCUAUAAUACUAACAUUAGGCAAAAUGUAUUUAUUUGUAAAAAUGCAAAUAUCAGAAAAACAGAUUAUUUGUUACAAAUCAACGCUAAUCGAUUAGGCAACAAAAUAGCUGAUAUUGUAUGGAUAUCUUUGAAAACUUCACCGGAAAAAGAUCGAUUACUUCUACCUUCUGUAUCUCGAAGACUAGCAAAGGUAAUAUGUAGGUGUAUAUCUGUCAAUAUUGGCUUUAAUCGUUACUGGUUAUAUCAUUUAACUGUGAAUAGUUUUAUUAAACGUUUACUUCCACAUAAAGAUAAAGUAAUAUCAAAUAUUUCAAGUCGUAAGCACGAUCAGAUGUCACGAGAAAAAGCUAAAAGCAAUGAACAUAGUGAAGAACAAAAGUAUCAAUAUGCUGUUUUUGCACAAAUGGAAAGUCUGAGUGAAAAACUCAAACUACUGAAUUAUGAGAAAAAAUUUUGCAAGCGACGACAUCAAAAACCUAUCACAAGACAUUAUUUUGCAAUUCCUACUAAUCCUGGUGAACAAUUUCAUUGUUUCACUACCCUAGCUGCGUGGCUGAUUUCACAGGCAAACUGUAAAAUUGACCAACCGCAAGAAUACGACGAUCCGAAUGCAACAAUAUCAACUAUUUUAGAUGCUGUCAGAACUCUAGGAUAUGUUGUAGAGUUCCCACCUUUAAAACUGAAAAGUGGAUGUGGUGAAUAUUGCAUUAAUGUUCUUAACAUGUUGGCCGACGCAAGCCUGCAGGUUCAAAACAUUAAACUCCUACCACCUGAAUAUCCAGAAGAUGAAGUAGAAGAGUCUGGUGUUCAAGACGGUGAAUCAUCGCAAACUGACGAAGAAACAGAAGAGUGGGUCGGAUCUUCAAUCGGUAGUCGAUUCAAAUAUAGUCUGUCAGACUGCGACAGGCUAGGGAAUUGUGAGGAACAAAGUGAUGAUGACGAUGAUGAAGAGGUGGUUGACUUAAAAGGAAUUAAUCUAAAACCUAACCAAAGUCAUAAAACAGAUUUGACCGAAAAACAGACAGAACUUAAACCUGCAGGCAAAAUAGAUGAGAAAAGACCGAAUAAUCGUGCAGUCUUAGAAUGCUCUACAGACCCAGCAGAUUGGAAACUUGAAGUUGAACGGAUAUUACCACAACUACGUGUCAAUGUUCACAGUGAUGUCAAAGACUGGAGAACUCAUCUGGAUCAAAUGAAGCAGUUGAUAAUGGAAAUCGAAACUACCUUUCAGGAUGCUAAAUUCCAAUUAAUCAGAUUACACGAUGAUCUGAAUUCAGAUGUCGAUAAAAUAAAUAACCGAGAGAAGUAUAUGAAUAAUCAAGUGGAGCCUCUGUUGGCGCAAUAUAGAACUGUACAGGAUAACUUAAAUGAUAUAAAUGCCAAGUAUCGAGAAGCAAGUGGCGGAAUCACUACUCGAAGUCGUACUUUAUCUGAAAUCAGUGAAGAACUGGAACGUGUCAAAACAGAGAUGGACGAAAAAGGCUUGAGUAUGACAGACAGUUCGUCUGUAGUGCGUAUUAAACAAGCUAUUCAGCGUCUUAAGUCAGAGAUUACUACGAUGGAUAUCAGAACUGGUGUUUUGGAGCACAUCCUACUUAGAACACAUUUACGAGUUCGUGAAGAUAGUCAGAAACCAUUUACUAAGAUGAUGGAAUCGUCAAAUGGAAAUGGGGCAUUUGUCUUUUGA